Messenger RNA from Cannabis sativa, 1461 nucleotides. RefSeq lists its product as uncharacterized. NCBI's taxonomy places the organism in Eukaryota, Viridiplantae, Streptophyta, Magnoliopsida, Rosales, Cannabaceae. Gene Ontology annotation, biological process: regulation of DNA repair. Bases 77 to 1084 code for a protein of 335 amino acids. The transcript is spliced from 6 exons. The record is from RefSeq and is a predicted model, not a curated record.
CCAAGUAAAAUUAGGGUUCUUUGAUUGGAGGGUUUAAUCUGAAUUUGAAAUUUAACAAUCGAAUUGGGGGAAGAAAAUGACGAUUUCACUGGGAUCUUCUGCCAUCAAAACCCUAAUAUUCCAACUUCAUUCUCGAGCUUAUCGAAUUCCCUGGGUUAAGAAUAAUAGUUCAAUCUCAUGUUUGAAGAGUAGAGAUUAUAAUUCCUCAGUUCCUAUUAGGUACAUUCCUAAAAAAGCUUCUAAAAGUAAUGAAAUUGGGAAUUCUGAGCUUAUCAACAAGGGUUCAAAAAAGAAGGAAUUUUUAGAAUUUUCAGAAGCAAUAACUCCAUUUGACAAUGUAGUAGGCAUUAGUAGUAACCAUAGUGGAAAUGGAAAUGAAAAUGGUGUGCAGAAAAGAAACAAUUUUGAUUCGAAGCCACGAUUCGAACAACAUCUACCGACGCCUUCUUUUAAGUUUUUGCCUAAUGAGUUUGAACAUGAUAAUGUAAUGGAAGAACAUGAGGAGGUUUAUGAAGAGUUAUUUAUUGAUCGAGAGAAUAGUAGUGAUCGGGAUAAUUUACCUCAGAAAAAUCGAACUAAGCUCGAUGCUGAGAAACUGGUCAUAAAGUUACUAGCAAUGAGGGCUUUCACCGCUGUUGAACUAAGGAAAAAAUUGUGUGGAAAGAAAUUCUCUCUGGAUAUUGUUGAUGAAGUGAUUAAUGACUAUAAGUGCAGAGGGUUCAUCAAUGAUAGCAUGUAUGCAGAGGGAUUUUGUCAAUCUAGAUGGUCUUCGUCGAGCUGGGGACCACAACGGAUCAAGCAAGCACUUUAUAGGAAGGGAGUAAGUAAAGACGAUAUAGAGAAAGCAAUACAAAUAGUCUUUCAAGAUGGAGAAUCCGAAGAACACAAAGAGACGAGUCGUGGCCUAUCAGAGCCAUCGAUGGAUCGUUUGCUUGUUCAAGCCUCGAAACAAUGGCUACGAGGGGGCCAAGACGUGCCUAAAGAGAAGAGGAAAUCAAGGAUCAUUCGGUGGCUUCAGUACCGCGGGUUCAGCUGGGAUGUUAUUAGCACCAUAGUAAAGAAACUAGAAUCCAAUAGUGAGUGACCCAUCUUAAGUUCAUAUAGCUAUGUGAUAGACAACAAAAUGGUGUGGCCCAUCCACAUUUCUGUGGCCACAAAAAUGAGGUCUCUUCUUCAGCUGUUGUUAGUUGCAACUGCAACUAGUCUAGCCUAGUCUAGUUAGUUUCUCUUCCUAGUUUAGACUAAAGACAGCAACAGCUGAUGUUGGUGGUGGGAUCUCACUCAAGUCCAAAAAAUCUCUGAAUGGAAGCUUUCAUAGUGGUGUUUUAUAACACUGUGUGGAUGGAAGAUAACAAGAAGUGGUGAUGAUGAUGAGUUAAUUAUGGAGCUAGAGUAUACUGCACUUGUAUUCUUAAGUCCAUUUCAAUUAUCUAUUUAAUUGAAAAGUUUUUUGCAGCUAAA